Messenger RNA from Striga asiatica, 672 nucleotides. The record is from the annotation of a GenBank genome assembly. Lineage: Eukaryota; Viridiplantae; Streptophyta; Magnoliopsida; Lamiales; Orobanchaceae.
AUGGAAGAGACACCCUGCACUAGUCCUACCCUCAAGCAGCCUACUCGUUUUGCACUCACCAAGGGCAUAGGCGUCCAAGCCUCCUUCCUCCUCUCUAUCGUUCCAAAUGGAGAGAUCAACCAUUGCAAGGGCAACAAGGAAGCCCGAGCCAACUAUGCGAUCUAUCACCUCCCUCAGCCCAUCCUUCACGAAGCUGUGGAGGGAAACUCCGAUGAGAUUGCUUGCUUGAAGAAGGAGGUCAAGAGUAACGAACCUCGCUUGCCAGUCUCUGGACGUGGAAUCAACAAAUGGAAGGAAGUUGAGGGAAAAUCGACGAUUGUGAAGGAGCAUCAGCUCAAUGGAGAAUCGUUUGUAGUGGAAACAAAAUAUGUACAUAUAACUCGUGGCAGCAGAGUUGUACAUUUGAUUAACAAAUUAGGGGCCACUACUCUUAUGGAACUGAUGAUUGCUGCUGGAAAGACGAUUCCUCGACUGCAGUUGGAACAUGGAUUGGCUGUUGAGAGAGUAUUUUCAAUAAGUGUGAUGAAGGCUGACGAAACAGUUUUGAAGCGUUUGGAUGCCCCAACUAAAGCUCCGAAUUGGCCUGUUGCUGCUGAUGGUGACCGCCCACCUGCUAAGAUUCCUAUUCCUAUUCCACCAUGUCGUUUGAAAAAGAAUGAUGAGGUAUCUUGA